This is a messenger RNA of Cyphellophora attinorum, 2268 nucleotides long. RefSeq lists its product as uncharacterized. The record is from RefSeq and is a predicted model, not a curated record. The transcript is spliced from 2 exons. Bases 1 to 2268 code for a protein of 755 amino acids. NCBI's taxonomy places the organism in Eukaryota, Fungi, Ascomycota, Eurotiomycetes, Chaetothyriales, Cyphellophoraceae.
AUGCUACUCAAUCCCACUCACGAAAUCACGUUCAGUGGACUUCCAGGCGAUGUCCUUGAUGCGUAUGUCCGCUACAAGAAAGGGACUCGUGCCAUUGUCGGCUGGAUCGUGCAGUAUGCGCCCGAGUACGCUGGAGCCAAGAGGCUACCUCUUCGGGAAUUGAGCAGACUGGUCAGAUCGCUCGCUGGGAGGAUCAAGGCUUUGCCCGAUGUUGUUCACUUCCAUUUCCGAGAGACUAUUGCCGCCCGCCAUCAGCUCAGCAAGUAUUUCAGGUGCUUCCGCAAUGAGUCUGUGGACCAAAUAUCUGCCACUGUCGAUCAUGAGCAUUUCACAAAUAGCUUAUCAGAGAUCUAUACCAAUCUUUGCUGCAUCUGCGAAGAACCUAAAUCAGCAUGCGGUCAAGCCACUUCUUCCAAUGCUUCCGAUGUCGUUAAAAAGCGGUCAAGCAACCUUUUUGAUGGACUCGUAGUCGAAGAGCCACCACUUGUCGACGACCGCGAGCUGGCAGGUAUCUCUGCAGAAUGUGAGGCUUGCAAACUUGACUCAAGUCCGACCAGUCAAGGCUCAUUGAAGGAAGUUUGUCUGUCUGAUGAUCAUCUGGGCUGCACCAUCGAGUAUGUCUCGAUUCUUCAGGAAAUGUGUCAGACGAUGAAGGCCGUAGGAGAUGUCUGGAGGCAUGCUGCACGGGGUGACGUUUCCUUUGUGUCUGCCGCUUUCCUCACUAACGUUGGGCACGCUUCGUUGCUGAAGAUGGACCAACGGAUGCGGGACAUAGACGAAGACAUCACCAUUCACAAGCUGAGAGAGGGAUGUUGCGCCCUUGAGCCGACCGCACUUGACGAAGAUGACAGCUGUGACUGGUCUCAACUGCUCGAGCGACUGUCAAAAAGCGAACAAGCUGUUGCCCAUGUCCUGCAGGCACACGUCGACCCGACAUCUCGUCGACCCUGUCUCCAGAGACCGGCAGACUUCAUCGUUUCCGACCAGGAACCGUCCAACGCUUCUGCAUUGGUGCCCGCAAUAGUGGAGAAUAUCGUGGCAUUGGUACAAUAUUCGACACCGCCAAGCGCGAUAGUUAUGAACAGCUCGCCCGUCUACGCAGACAUGGGCUACGCAAUCAAUAAUGGUGCUGACGCUGCCAAAGGCUUGACAACUAUCCUAGGUAUGGAGUUAUUAAGUCAGUCCUACCAGUCCUAUGUACUGUCAAGCCCCGAUCCUGCGACAGUGCCUACAUGCAGACUCGGUGCUCUUAGGCUCGCGUAUGCUGCGUCAGGCAGCAUUGAGAAGACAAUAGAAGACCAAGACUGCUUCCCCUGUCGAUGCACGCAGACACUGGCAUUCCACCUGCAGAAUUUGGCUGUUGAUCUCAAAUGUUUCGGCGGCCAGAAAUGCUGGGAUCUGUAUUUUCAGUCCCCUUUUGUGUCGGGAUCGCACGUCCUGGAGAUACUGGAUCAAUGCCAGUACUAUGGCAACAAAUUACUCGUUUAUCGGCACUAUGCCGGGGCUCUAAUCCACUCAUACAACGUUCUAAAGCAGUUGGCCGCCAUCGAAGACAUCCCCUUGCUCGAGUACCUGCGCUCCACAUUCGCAGAUACCUGGUUCCCUGGUGGAGAGCUUCCCGUGAAGAGUUACCGGGCUGCUUGGACAAGAUACAUUGGUGCUCGAAUCAAGUUCAAGAAGGGGCAUCGCCGGAACAAGCAGAACAGUUGGUGCAUGGCAGUCCCACCUCACGCAGCCAGACAUGCCGCAGGGCUUGGUGUUGGCAGAAAUGAGCUGAAGCAAUCCAGCAGCAAGUCUUUGCUGUUUGCGGUCAAGGAGCAAGGCUACAACGUUGCGGACACCCAGUGGGAACGCGUCCACCCAGGAAGAGCGCAAGGAAAGGUGGACCAGGUUGACACGACGUCACUAGCUCUCCUACUACCGGUGGUCGAGGAGGAACUGAACCCAAGUAAGAGCGUGCUCCGGGGUCCUUCUAAAGCACGGCUUAAUUACUUCGACAUUUUCCGCUUGUGUGUCCGGAUUGUCCGUCGCAUUUCGGAGGCGACGCACACAGAUCCAAAAGAGAAGGGCAUGAACUGCAUCUGCUUCGUGAGCGCUCUUCUGGAAGGCGCGGACAGGAUUGUUGACGCCAGAAGCCUCGGUCAAGUGGUCGGCAAGGGUGCGUGUUGGACGAAGACCGAGCGCGAAGGAGUGGUCAAAGUCACGAUUGCUGCGAUGACAGAGGUCCUCGGCGGAAAGGAAGCCAGUGACUAUGGUUGGAGCUUCUGA